AUGGCGAUAUAUCUCUUCAAACUUGUCCGGAGAAAGCUUAGGGAACGCGAAGCCAAAAAGGCCAUCCCAACUACAGAUGACUCCCACCUAGUACCUGAGCCUGCCUCAGGACAAGAGCUUCAAGAUUACCCGAAUAGACAUAGCCAUGGACUAUCUCAAGACUCAACAGGAAGCCACAUCAAUUUCCUUACACCUGAAGAGGCAGCACAGCAAAAGAUAGAAGCUCGCCGAAGAAGGACGCGGCAGUUGAAGUUGAUGCUAGGACUUGUGUUACCCAACUUCCUGGCUGCGAUGGACGUGACUAUCGUUGCUCCGGCUAUUCCACUUAUAUCAUCUCACUUCGACCAGCUGUCCGGAAGCUUCAACUGGAUUGUAGCAGCUUACACACUCACAUUCACCACAUUUAUUCCUGCAUCAGGCCAACUAGCUGAUAUCUACGGUCGCCACUUCGCGCUUCAGUUCGAGAUGUUUUGGAUCAUGAUAGGGAGUGUGAUCUGUGCUACCGCCCAGUCUUGGAGCAUGUUGCUUGCAGGCCGUGCGUUGCAAGGCUUAGGCGCUGCUGGCAUUGUGAGUUUGAGUCGUAUCAUUGUGUCUGACGGAUCAACACUGGCGGAGAAUUCGAGAAGUACCUCAGUCCUAUCAUUGAUCAUGGGAUGCAGUUAUGCUGUCGGCCCAGUCAUCGGUGGCUACCUUGCAGAUGCGAGUUGGCGAUACAUAUUCGUCCUCCCAAUCGGCGUCGCAGUGAUUGCCAUGGUCAUCAUCUUCUUCGUCAUGCGCAAGGAGCUCGCUCAAGGACGUGCCACAACCGCACCAGGCGAAUCGCGCCGUUUGGGCUAUAUCUCCGGUCUCGCCAUCAUCGACUGGCCCGGCCUAAUCAUGUUCAUCUUUGGAGUAGGCUGCGUAAUCCUCGCCAUACAAUGGGGCGGAACACAGUAUUCCUGGAGCUCGGUCCCGGUCAUUGUCUCUCUCAUCGUCGGCAUUGUCCUGUGCAUUGCUUUCUUCAUCUACGAGUACUUCCUAGGCCCUGGCCGGGCCAUGGCCAGAUUCUUUCCUCGUCAAGUUCCCAUGAUUCCCUCCACACUCUUCCGCAAGAAGGACACAACGCUGCUUAUGAUCAUCAACUUCUCUGCUGGUAUCUCCAUGGUCUCCGCUUUCUACUUCCUGUCCUACUACUGGCAGCUUGCCGAGGGGUACUCAUCCAGUCAAGCCGGUGUACAGCUCCUCUACUAUACACCUGGCCUAGGUGUAGGUGUCUACGUUGCAGCCAUGCUAUGUAACCGUUGGCCAAGACAAACAUUCUCUCCUUUGCUCAUCGGUUCCAUUGUUGAAGGGGCCGGUCUCGCACUCCUCACCUACUCGAUAUCCAUCCGCCACAUCACACUGGUGAAAGUGUUCCUCGCUGUAUCAGGCGCAGGAACAGGAUUACGCUUCAUGCCCAUUGCCCUUCACGCAGCAGGUAUCUGGUCAACGCGUAUUCCCAGCAUGCAAUCGCUGCUUUCCUUCAUGGUGCCUCUGGGGGAGACAGUUGGUAUUGCAAUGAUGGGAUCGGUCUUUUCAAACAAGCUUUCCACUUUUCUGACGAGAAUCAACCCUGGGAACGGUAUCUCGUUACCUGCCACUGGCCCACCGAGCCUCGAGCUCUUGAACAGUCUUCCUGCAGCAGUCAAGACAGAAGUACAGAAUGCGGCUGCCAAGGCAGUGAUGUGGUCUUUGAUCUCCGUGUUGCCUUUUGUUGCCGCAGCCAUUGUUGCGUCCUGCUUUCUGGGCAAUGUGUGGAUCGGAAAAUCGGCAACGAAGGGCAAAGAAGGAGAACCGGCACGCCCAGCGGAGAUGGGCAAAGUCUUAUGA
Molecule: messenger RNA, 1848 nt
Organism: Alternaria alternata
Lineage: Eukaryota; Fungi; Ascomycota; Dothideomycetes; Pleosporales; Pleosporaceae
Product: MFS general substrate transporter
Exons: 4
Coding region: 1-1848 (615 amino acids)
Biological process (GO): basic amino acid transport; transmembrane transport
Cellular component (GO): fungal-type vacuole membrane
Molecular function (GO): basic amino acid transmembrane transporter activity
Source: RefSeq, a predicted model, not a curated record